Molecule: messenger RNA, 4793 nt
Organism: Budorcas taxicolor (takin)
Lineage: Eukaryota; Metazoa; Chordata; Mammalia; Artiodactyla; Bovidae
Gene: ZNF521
Product: zinc finger protein 521
Exons: 7
Coding region: 721-3996 (1091 amino acids)
Biological process (GO): regulation of transcription by RNA polymerase II
Cellular component (GO): nucleus
Molecular function (GO): RNA polymerase II transcription regulatory region sequence-specific DNA binding; DNA-binding transcription factor activity, RNA polymerase II-specific
Source: RefSeq, a predicted model, not a curated record
GGCCCCCUCUGGAGCCAUCCUGAUGGCUUUGGGGGCCUUGCUUCCAUUUUCCAUUAUUAUGUGGACUACCGGAGCGACAGCGCAGUCCAAGACCUUGCAGACCCCAACUGUAAACUUGAAGACAAGACUGAAGAUGGAGAAGCAAUAGACUGUAAGAAGAGGCCGGAAGACGGGGAGGAGCUAGAGGACGAGGCUGUGCACAGCUGUGACAGCUGCCUCCAGGUGUUCGGGUCACUGAGCGAUAUCACAGAGCACAAGAUCAAUCAAUGUCAGCUGACAGAUGGAGUGGAUGUAGAGGAUGACCCCACUUGCUCCUGGCCAGCUUCCUCACCUUCGAGCAAGGACCAGACUUCCCCCAGCCACGGAGAAGGUUGCGAUUUUGGAGAGGAAGAAGGUGGCCCUGGACUCCCGUAUCCGUGCCAGUUCUGUGACAAGUCAUUCAGCCGUCUCAGCUACCUAAAGCACCAUGAGCAGAGUCACAGCGACAAGCUGCCUUUCAAGUGCACCUACUGCAGCCGGCUGUUCAAACACAAGCGGAGCCGAGACCGCCACAUCAAACUCCACACGGGGGACAAGAAGUACCACUGCAGUGAGUGCGAUGCCGCCUUCUCCAGAAGUGAUCACCUGAAGAUCCACUUGAAGACUCACACGUCCAACAAGCCAUACAAAUGUGCCAUUUGCCGCCGUGGGUUCCUGUCCUCUAGCUCCUUACACGGGCACAUGCAGGUCCACGAGAGGAACAAGGAUGGCUCCCAGUCGGGUUCCAGGCUGGAGGACUGGAAGAUGAAGGACACUCAGAAGUGCAGUCAGUGCGAGGAAGGCUUUGACUUCCCGGAAGACCUCCAAAAGCACAUUGCCGAGUGCCACCCUGAGUGCUCCCCGAACGAGGACCGGGCGGCCCUCCAGUGCGUCUACUGCCACGAGCUAUUCAUGGAGGAGACCUCCCUGAUGAACCACAUGGAGCAGAUGCACGGCGGGGAGAAGAAGAACUCCUGCAGCAUCUGUUCCGAGAGCUUCCACAGCGUCGAGGAGCUGUACAGCCACAUGGACAGUCACCAGCAACCGGAGUCAUGCAACCACAGCAACAGCCCUUCCCUGGUCACGGUGGGCUACACCUCCGUGUCCAGCACGACCCCGGACUCCAACCUCUCGGUGGACAGCUCGACCAUGGUGGAAGCCGCCCCACCCAUCCCAAAGAGUCGGGGGAGGAAGCGGGCCGCUCAGCAGACCCCGGACAUGACUGUCCCCUCGAGUAAACAGGCGAAGGUCACCUACAGCUGUAUUUACUGCAACAAGCAGUUGUUUUCCAGUCUGGCGGUUCUGCAGAUUCACCUGAAAACUAUGCAUUUAGAUAAGCCAGAGCAGGCCCACAUCUGUCAGUACUGCUUGGAGGUACUACCCUCCCUCUAUAACCUCAAUGAACAUCUUAAGCAAGUGCAUGAAGCUCAGGACCCAGGUCUGAUCGUUUCUGCCUUGCCCGCCAUAGUCUACCAAUGCAACUUCUGCUCUGAAGUUGUCAACGACCUCAACACCCUUCAGGAACACAUCCGAUGUUCUCAUGGAUUUGCGAACCCCGCGGCAAAGGACAGCAAUGCUUUCUUCUGUCCCCACUGCUACAUGGGGUUCCUCACUGACUCUUCGCUGGAAGAGCAUAUAAGACAGGUCCAUUGUGACCUCAGUGGCUCCCGAUUUGGGUCCCCAGUGCUCGGGACUCCGAAAGAGCCAGUCGUAGAAGUCUAUUCUUGUUCCUAUUGUACAAAUUCCCCCAUAUUCAACAGCGUUCUUAAACUGAACAAGCACAUCAAAGAGAAUCAUAAAAACAUUCCCUUGGCCCUGAAUUAUAUCCACAACGGGAAGAAAUCCAGGGCCUUGAGUCCCCUGUCACCUGUGGCCAUAGAGCAGACAUCUCUGAAGAUGAUGCAGGCAGUAGGAGGGGCGCCUGCAAGGCAGGCUGGAGAAUAUAUCUGUAAUCAGUGUGGUGCUAAGUACACGUCCCUGGACGGCUUUCAGACUCACCUGAAGACCCACCUGGACACUGUGCUCCCGAAACUGACCUGUCCUCAGUGCAACAAGGAGUUCCCCAACCAAGAGUCCCUGCUGAAGCACGUGACCAUUCACUUCAUGAUCACCUCCACGUACUACAUCUGCGAGAGCUGUGACAAGCAGUUCACGUCGGUGGACGACCUGCAGAAACACCUGCUGGACAUGCACACCUUCGUCUUCUUCCGCUGCACCCUCUGCCAGGAGGUGUUCGACUCCAAGGUCUCCAUCCAACUCCACCUGGCCGUGAAGCACAGUAACGAGAAGAAAGUGUAUCGCUGCACCUCCUGCAACUGGGACUUCCGCAACGAGACGGACCUGCAGCUGCACGUGAAGCACAACCACCUGGAGAACCAGGGCAAAGUGCACAAGUGCAUCUUCUGCGGCGAGUCCUUCGGCACCGAGGUGGAGCUGCAGUGCCACAUCACCACGCACAGCAAGAAGUACAACUGCCAGUUCUGCAGCAAGGCCUUCCACGCCAUCAUCCUGCUGGAGAAGCACCUGCGGGAGAAGCACUGCGUGUUCGACACCAAGACGCCCAACUGCGGCGCAAACGGGGCCUCGGAGCCGGGCCAGAAGGAGGAGGUGGAGUUGCAGACCCUGCUGACCAACAGCCAGGAGUCCCACAACAGCCACGACGGCAGCGAGGAGGACGUGGACACCUCGGAGCCCAUGUACGGCUGUGACAUCUGUGGGGCAGCCUACACCAUGGAGACGCUCCUGCAGAACCAUCAACUCCGGGACCACAACAUCCGGCCGGGGGAGAGCGCCAUCGUCAAGAAGAAAGCGGAGCUCAUCAAAGGGAACUACAAGUGCAACGUGUGCUCGCGGACCUUCUUCUCGGAGAACGGCCUCCGGGAGCACAUGCAGACGCACCUGGGACCCGUGAAACAUUAUAUGUGCCCCAUCUGUGGGGAGCGCUUCCCCUCGCUCUUGACCUUGACCGAACACAAGGUCACGCACAGUAAGAGCCUGGAUACCGGAAACUGCCGCAUUUGCAAGAUGCCAUUGCAGAGCGAGGAGGAGUUCCUGGAGCACUGCCAGAUGCACCCCGACCUGCGGAACUCCCUCACGGGGUUCCGCUGCGUGGUUUGCAUGCAGACGGUGACCUCCACCCUGGAGCUCAAAAUCCACGGGACGUUCCACAUGCAGAAGACAGGCAACGGGGCCACGGUCCAGGCCACUGGCCGCGGCCCGCAUGUCCCCAAACUGUACAAGUGUGCGUCCUGUCUCAAAGAAUUCCGUUCCAAGCAAGAUCUGGUGAAACUGGACAUCAACGGCCUGCCCUACGGUCUGUGUGCUGGCUGUGUGAACCUCAGUAAGAGCGCCAGUCCCGGGAUCAACCUUGCUCCCGGCUCCAGUCGACCGGGCCUGGGCCAGACCGAGAACCUGGGGGCCGUGGAGGGCAAGGGCAAGGCCGGCGCCCCCAAGACGCGCUGCUCCAGCUGCAACGUGAAGUUUGAGUCCGAAAGUGAACUCCAGAAUCACAUUCAAACGGUCCACCGAGAGCUGGUGCCCGACAGCAACAGCACUCAGUUGAAAACGCCGCAAGUCUCGCCCAUGCCCAGAAUCAGCCCCUCGCAAUCGGAUGAGAAGAAGACCUAUCAGUGCAUCAAGUGUCAGAUGGUUUUCUAUAAUGAAUGGGAUAUUCAGGUGCAUGUUGCGAAUCACAUGAUUGAUGAAGGGCUGAACCACGAGUGCAAACUUUGCAGCCAAACCUUCGACUCCCCCGCCAAGCUCCAGUGCCACCUGAUCGAGCACAGCUUUGAAGGGAUGGGCGGUACCUUCAAGUGUCCCGUCUGCUUUACAGUGUUUGUUCAAGCGAACAAGUUGCAGCAGCACAUCUUCUCGGCCCACGGACAAGAAGACAAGAUUUACGACUGCACACAGUGUCCGCAGAAGUUUUUCUUCCAGACAGAGCUGCAGAACCAUACGAUGACCCAACACAGCAGUUAGUGCAAGCACCGUCUCUCAAGGAGAAUGACUUUUGUGGCACAAAAAGGGAACAUGUUUUACUCUUUGCACGAAACUUUCAUUGUUAAUGUAUAUUAUUCAGAAACAUUGUAUUGUACCAUAAAACUUGUAUUAUCGAAACUGUUGGAUGUUCAUGUGUUUGAACUUUUGAGCACCGGAUAGACCCCCUGUAUAUAAAGUGUCUCACAUGUAUUAUGUCGUCUGAUACUAAAAUGGUCUUAUAAAGACAAGUGGACUUGGGCCCUAUUCAGGCAAGAUUUAAAAAAAAAAAAAAGAAAGAAUGUGAGCAAAAUGGCUUAAGAGAAAGUAUUUUCAAGGAAGACAGAUUAAAACAACCCAGUUACACGUGAGACUAUAUUUGGACUUCCUUUUCUUAACACUUAAGCCUAGAAUUUCUCUUUUUUGGUAUAUCAACGGUUAAACCCAAGACUAUUUUUUAUUGCUGAAGAUUCUUGCAAAAAACCAUGAAGAGAUGUUCUCACAGAACCCCACAGCUGGGUAAGGCCCGUAUAUAUAUUUGUAAGCCUUGCAAUGUGACAGGUAGCAUCACUAUAUAUGCAAUAGUUGUUAUGUAGACUGUCAAAGAAUUUUUUUUUCCUGGAUACAUUUUGAAGCUUUGAGUGUUCAAGGUUUUCCUUAAUGAUUUCACACAGCCAAAUUCUUGAAUCAGUUGAACUAACCUGUAUGUUACUGUUAUUAAUGUUUACUCUGCGGUCUGAACCUGGAGAUUACUGGAAUUGUUUUCCAAGAGGAAAUAAAUUCAGUUUACCAUUAGGUAU